Messenger RNA from Aethina tumida (small hive beetle), 1267 nucleotides. Its product is annotated as pancreatic lipase-related protein 3-like. The transcript has 7 exons. Bases 1 to 1005 code for a protein of 334 amino acids. NCBI's taxonomy places the organism in Eukaryota, Metazoa, Arthropoda, Insecta, Coleoptera, Nitidulidae. Gene Ontology annotation, biological process: lipid metabolic process. The record is from RefSeq and is a predicted model, not a curated record. Gene Ontology annotation, molecular function: lipase activity.
AUGGGUGUUUCGGAUUUUUUGUUUGUGUGCCUGAUUAGUUCUUUGCCGGGUCCACCCGGAGUACGAAUCGAAGAUGCCUAUGUGCAACUGUUUCCUGUUAGCAAGCAGAAAUGCCACAAAGUCGAUCCAGUUAGAGAUAUUUCUUAUCAACUUUACACAAGGCACAAUCCCUUACAACCACAGCCUUUGAGGAUCGGGGACGAUCAGUUAUUGCAAGCGUCUCAUUUGAAUUUCUCUGAACCCACCGUUCUGUUCUUCCAUGCCUUUUUUGAAUCUUACCAAGCUACUCCAGCCACUACAAUUAAAACAGCCUAUUUACAACGUGGAGACCACAACAUAAUCCUGUUGAACGCUCAGAGGCUGGAGGCCGGUCCGUGGUACCUCACAGCAUCCAAAAACACUAUGGUGGUAGGAGAAUACACAGCAAAAUUCAUUGACUACUUAGUUUCCAGGGGAUUAUAUUUGCCAAGUUUACACUUAAUAGGGCUAAGUCUGGGCGCCCAAAUGGCUGGCGUUUGUGGGCAGAACGUAAGAAGCGGGCGAAUUUCAAGGAUCACAGGUCUGGAUCCCGCUGGACCUUUGUUUACCAAAUGGCCCAAGAGUCUGAAAUUGGAUCCCGGUGAUGCUGAUUUCGUUGAUGUCAUUCACACGGACGCGGGAAUAUUCGGAUAUCCCAGACAAGUGGGUCAUGUUGAUUUUUGGCCCAAUCAGGGAAUAUCGCCACAGCCUGGUUGUUCAAUUCCAGAAGUGCAUAACAGAAAUCCAGACACAAUUUUAGAAAAGUUUUUCUGUAGUCACUGGCGAUCGUAUCAAUUUUAUGCCGAGUCUGUGGUGGACGACCGAGCAUUUUGGGCAGUUUCUUGUGCUAACUGGGAUGACUAUGCUGCUGGUAACUGUAAUUCUGAAGAGAGACAUGCCACAAGAAUGGGUUUAUACAUUGACUAUAGCUCACAAGGAAACUAUUUCUUAAGGACCAACCCAGAAUCUCCGUUUUCUAUGACAUAGCUGGUGGAAAGCAUUAACAUUUCAGCACUUUGAAUUCUUACACUUUAUAGCUGUUUAGAUGAUUUCAAUGAAAUUCCAUGUUAAAGGUUCUAAGCUUAAAAUAUGGGAACUUCAUUGGGAUUAAUUGUUAUUUUAAUAUGAAUUGAAUGUUGUUCAAUUGCAUCGCUAUAUUAAGGUUUGUUGUAUUUUAUCGUUGUUAUUUGUAUUUAUUGUUCUGAAAUUUGUUAUUUUAUAAUUAAGUACAUCAUAUCCUAAAAACAUG